This is a messenger RNA of Penicillium nucicola, 1263 nucleotides long. RefSeq lists its product as uncharacterized. Bases 1 to 1263 code for a protein of 420 amino acids. The transcript has 2 exons. Gene Ontology annotation, biological process: nucleosome assembly. Gene Ontology annotation, molecular function: structural constituent of chromatin; DNA binding. NCBI's taxonomy places the organism in Eukaryota, Fungi, Ascomycota, Eurotiomycetes, Eurotiales, Aspergillaceae. The record is from RefSeq and is a predicted model, not a curated record. Gene Ontology annotation, cellular component: nucleosome.
AUGGAAAGUGAAGGAGAUCUAGCUAAGUGGCUCUCCGACGAGAGCUCAGCACAAGCAUCAGCUGUAAAGGUUUUUCGAUACUACUUGACCGUCGAGGAAGCAACCCAAAUUAUUCAACAAUUUCGAUCUGAAUAUUGGCAUGAUAAUCGUCAGGUACUGUGGAGCGGUAUGCUGCGUGAAAAUGCUCAAAACUGGGCCGAUGAGCAUGAAAUGCAGACUCUGACCACAGCCAUGGGUCCGCUGAUGAUGCCAGAGCAUCCGCUUUGUCUCAAAUCCAAAAAAGCUCCACAUGCGUGGAGUCAAUAUAUACAUGGUGCCUCGGCUAUAUUUGCUUGGCAAAUUGCCAGAGGCGAAAGUGUUACAGUCUUGACGCCUCCUCCCCCAGACCGCUUUAAUCCAUCGGGAUUUACAUAUUACCAAGUAAUAGAACAACCUAUUAUCAAGGGAGCUGUCGGGGACGACUUCGUGUGCCACAUUGAUGCGGUCCAUCCAACGGUGAAAAGAGCGAAGGAUUUCUCUUACCAGUUAUGGCCGGAUGACAACAAGUCGACCUGGAUCAAGCGGUUUGGGUUGCAAACUGGGCCUAGAAAUUGGCGGGCCACAGGCCAACGUGAAGAAAAGCUACAACUUAAAAGUAUGAUGGAUUUGCACGAUGGCCCGUCACAUUCUGCAAUCACAUCAAAACCGUCGCCUAUCAAAAAGGAAAAGCCAAAGACAAAACCGUCCGAAAAGAGAGCCAAAGCCGAGAAGAAAGCCAAAGCCGAGAAGAAAGCCAAAGCCGAGAAGAAAGCCAAAUCCGAGAAGAAAGCCAAAUCCGAGAAGAAAGCCAAAUCCGAGAAGAAAGCCAAAUCCGAGAAGAAAGCCAAAUCCGAGAAGAAAGCCAAAUACGAGAAGAAAGCCAAAUCCGAGAAGAAAGCCAAAUACGAGAAGAAAGCCAAAUCCGAGAAGAAAGCCAAAUCCGAGAAGAAAGCCAAAUCCGAGAAGAAAGCCAAAGCCGAGAAGAAAGCCAAAGCCGAGAAGAAAGCCAAAGCCGAGAAGAAAGCCAAAUCCGAGAAGAAAGCCAAAGCCGAGAAGAAAGUCAAAGCCGAGAAGAAAGCCAACGUUGAGAAGAAAGCCAAAUCCGAGAAGAAAGCCAAAUCCGAGAAGAAAGCCAAAGCCGAGAAGAAAGUCAAAGCCGAGAAGAAAGCCAACGUUGAGAAGAAAGCCAAAGCCGAAAAAAACGUCAAAGUCGAUAAGAAAAGAAUGACUAAAACCAAAAUAUAA